AUGUCAGCUAAAGAAUUACCACCAGGAGGAUGUAAUAAAGGAGUGGUUAUACCUUUAGUAUUCUCAUGCCCUUAAGAAUGCAUAUGCAAAUCCAAUGUACCUAAGAAGUGGUACCAUAAAUAGUGUGGAAAACCUUUAUUCGUCAGUGAGUAUGGCUAUAUUUUAUGUGAAAAUCACUUAAAGGAUUGUUCAGCAUUUUUUAUCAAAGAUGCUUUUUUUUAAUGCAAUGAGGCUAAGAAAAAUAAUUCUUGGUAUAAGUAUAGGAACUUGUCUAAUAUGUUGAUGGCACUAUCUAAUAUCGUAUAAGCAGCAGAAUUAAAAGAGGAAGAAGGCCUUAAUAUAUAAUCAUUUACGAAAAAUCUCCUAGACGAACUAAAUAAGAAAUGGAAUAGUUGA
Paramecium octaurelia is the source of this 396-nucleotide messenger RNA. NCBI's taxonomy places the organism in Eukaryota, Ciliophora, Oligohymenophorea, Peniculida, Parameciidae. The record is from the annotation of a GenBank genome assembly.